Owenia fusiformis is the source of this 1126-nucleotide messenger RNA. The record is from the annotation of a GenBank genome assembly. NCBI's taxonomy places the organism in Eukaryota, Metazoa, Annelida, Polychaeta, Sabellida, Oweniidae.
UUUUUUGGGGAAAUUAUUUUAAGAAUCUUUUAAGGUUUCCUUAAGUAUGCACUGUAUGAAGGAUUUUUAAAAAAUAGACAUGAAAGGAAUGAUAUCACUCAAAAUUUUUUUUGUUAAGGUUGUUUGCUAGAUCUGAUACUACCUACCUAAAAAUGCAUAGGGUAAGUAAUGCUAAACAUAUAGAGUGACAUGUGCACUCAAGAAAUGCAUGAGCCUUUGGCCAAUACAUCCAUGUGUACUCAAGAAAUACAUGAGUAUAUGGCCAAUACAUCCAUGUGUACUCAAGAAAUGCAUGAGUUUAUGGCCAAUGCAUCCAUGUGUACUCAAGAAAUGCAUGAGUAUAUGGCCAAUACAUCCAUGUGUACUCAAGAAAUGCAUGAGUAUAUGGCCGAUACAUCCAUGUGUACUCAAGAAAUGCAUGAGUAUAUGGCCAAUACAUCCAUGUGUACUCAAGAAAUGCAUGGGUUUAUGGCCAAUGCAUCCAUGUGUACUCAAGAAAUGCAUGAGUAUAUGGCCAAUACAUCCAUGUCUACUCAAGAAAUGCAUGAGUAUAUGGCCAAUACAUCCAUGUGUACUCAAGAAAUGCAUGAGUAUAUGGCCAAUACAUCGAUGUGUACUCAAGAAAUGCAUGAGUCUAUGGCCAAUGCAUCCAUGUGUACUCAAGAAAUGCGUGAGUCUAUGGCCAAUACAUCGAUGUAUGUUCCAAAGUGUCAUUAAUUAUGUUUAGGGGAAGGUUCAAUGGUUCAGUUUAUUCAAAUGAAACAUUUUGGUUGAAAAAACCAAUACAGUAGAUGUUCUUUUUAAUAUCAGGAGGGAGGGGGGUCUGUCUGAUAUGUAAUUAUUAUUUUAAUUAGGAGAACAUUGAAAAUUGUAUGUAAGGUAGCUUAAUGCCUUUGGCACUCAAAGCUUAGGUAAUUCAAAGUUAAAUAUAUGUUUAACAUCCCUUCUCCUAAUAUUCAACCUAUAAUAAGGACGUUAAACAUUUAAUUAACUUUCCAUGGCUAUAUAAUGCAAAAAAAAUGAAAUUGUAAAUCAAUUAAAUAGAGUCAAUUAUUGUGUUUGUUAUCUAGGUGAGAUAUAGAUUCCCCUAGUUGUUAUACAAUUAUAUGUAAAUUGUAAAUGCACU